This is a messenger RNA of Stylophora pistillata, 2577 nucleotides long. RefSeq names its product histone-lysine N-methyltransferase SETDB1-like. Gene Ontology annotation, molecular function: protein binding; histone H3K9 methyltransferase activity; zinc ion binding. Gene Ontology annotation, biological process: negative regulation of gene expression; heterochromatin organization. NCBI's taxonomy places the organism in Eukaryota, Metazoa, Cnidaria, Anthozoa, Scleractinia, Pocilloporidae. Gene Ontology annotation, cellular component: nucleus. The record is from RefSeq and is a predicted model, not a curated record.
AAGGAAAAAGAAAAGGAAAAAGAAAAGGAAAAAGGAAAGGACAAAGCAGAGACAGCAAAUCAAAAUCAAAAUGUCUCAGUACCUCCUCGACAGCAAACAGCUGCAACAAAAUUUUUACCAAAUUAUGUUCCUAUCAGACCUGCCCCACCCAAGGAAAUAGUACAUACCUUCACUUCAACACAGACAGGAACUUUGUCACUAACUCUACAAAGAACUAAACAACCAGAUGUUACUAUUUCUCCAGUAGCUUCUAUUGGAAAGUCACCCCCUCCAAUUUAUAAGACAUUGAAGCCACCAGUUGGCAGUGGAGAGCCAUAUUUACCAGAACGUGUUACUGUGAUGUCUUCUCCACCAUCUCUUCCGGUUCAGCAGCCAGUGCCUAGUCUUGAGCUGGAAACACAAACUCCACAUGUUAUGUCUCCAGUCAACAGCAGGCCAAGUACCACACCCACUGUUCCACAGCUACCCCCCAGGCAGACAUCCUUACCUCAGCCUGGACCAUCCUCUCUUGGUGAAAAAGAAUCAAUCAAGAAAGAAAUAAAGAGUUCACCAACAGGUCCUCCUAAGUUUGAGGUUGGGACACGUGUCAUAGGUCAAAGGGCUGAUGAACUAUGGUAUCCAGGUGUGAUAGAGAAGAUUUUGACAGACAAACACAAUCAGACCAAAUACAAGGUGAAGUUUGACAAAGGUACUAGGGGUCUGCUGUCAUCCAAUCAUAUAUCUUUGGAGUCAAAUCCCAACCCAUCAGUGCUAAAUGUUGGUAGUCGUGUUGUAGCAUUGAGGCCUCGGGAUACAGCAGAAGAGAAUGCGUCUUGGCGGAAACCUUCUACAGGAAUAUAUGGAAAGUUAGAUGUACUGUAUGCUGGCAUUGUGGCAGAGAAUGCGUGUGGUGAAAACAAAAACAGAUAUUUGGUCUUUUUUGAUGAUGGUUUUGCUCAAUACCUACCUGUCAAAAAGCUCCAUCAUGUCUAUCAUACAGGCAAGAAAGUGUGGGACGAGGUAGCUGAACAUUCCAAGGAGUUCAUUCAAGAAUAUCUAGAAGAAUUUCCUAAUCGACCAAUGGUAAAACUUAAAGUGCACCAGUGGGUUAAAACUGAAUGGAGAGGCCAGUGGUUGAAAGCCAAAGUGAUGCAGCUAGAUUCUAGUUUGGUCAAGAUGCUGUUUCAGAUUGAUAAUCGGUCUGAGUGGCUCUAUAGAGGAUCAACGAGAUUAGAACCCUUAUACAGUGCCUUGGUUGAUGGGAAGAUUUCCACUGCGAGGAAAAAGAGAUCUCGUAAACUGACGCGAGGCGCAUCAUCAGGAAAACCUCAAGAACCGUUCAUCGACUAUAGUAUCACUAAACCUUGUUUUGGUAUUUCACCCUACAGCAAAAGUGAUCCUCUGGGUGAACAACAACGAAAACUGGAGGAAAAACGACAACAGACACAGCUUGAGCAACAAAGACAGCAAGAGCAACAAGAGCAAUUGAGACAAGAUAAUAACAGUUUCAUCACAACAUCUGCUGGAAAAGUUCCGUCCAGUAGUAAUGGUGGACCAACCUCAACUGUAACAACAGCUUCAAACACAGGGGCUGGCAAGAGUUCGUCAAGCGAUUCAGGCUUUGUGUCUUCCAACAAGGGUACAAGUAAAUCGUCUUUGUCGGGAACGGAAACUUCGUCUGGACUAAUUGGAAAACAGAAGAAGGACUUUGCAGGUGGCUCUGGAACUGAGGCAUCAGGAUCGCUACAAAUAAACUCCGCAAAUCUUGUCCCAGGUAGUGGUUGUAUUGGUGGCGGUCAUUGUGUGACAUCCCCAGGAUCUGGACGAAGUGAUGAUUUCAGUGCUUCAUCAGUCACUCAAACAAGUGUUGUAAGGAAAAAAACUAGCGGUGGACUAGUCUCUACAAGAGAUCUUGCACAAAGAUCAAAUGGCAUUCAAGUGAUUGACUUAGAUGGAGAUGGAACAACGGCCAUGCUUCGUGAUCCUAUGGAUUCCAGUCAGAUGAUGAGUCCUAAGUACCUAGUUCCUUAUAGCGUGGAUGGGUCAAAUCUGGACGAACUUUACAAUUCCCAGACCUGGGAGGCGCCCUGGCUACGAGCCAAAAACCGUGACGUCAGAAGCGUAGACUACAAUCGAGUCCCAGCCUUCCAAAUCCCCACAAACGACCGACGUAAACAGGACGCUGCAACGCUGAUCGCAGAGAGACUGAAACAGCAUGAACCAGAGAACAGGCCUGUGGGACAGGGUGCUCUUGCUGGGCUCCCUGUUCCUAGAAAGCAAGCGCCUAAAGGACCUCACAAAUGCAGCAAGCCUUGUAAUUUGUCGCUGCAUCUUGAACCAUGCGAAAUAAUAAAACACAAUCCAAGAGCCGUCCCUCUCUUAUUGAGAUGGAAAAGAGAAAUAGCCCAGCGUCACCCGGGAAACAAGAGAACUGUUUACUACCGCACUCCGUGUAACAAGCGACUGAGAUCAAUGGCGGAGGUGGCAAAUUACCUGACGAUUACAGAAGCCACCAACGUAUCGAUUGACCAGUUUACUUUUGAUCCAGACAUGUCUUGUCAAGACACUGUAUUUCGUGAUGUGAGAGAGUUCUUGUAA